AUGAUGGCGGCGGUGGGGCGUCCCGCGUUGUUUGUGGUGGCCGUCGUGCUGUGCUGCGUGUGUGGCUGUGCAGCGGCCCCUGCCGAGGGCAUCGGUGACGAGGAGCAAGUGAUUGUUGCCCUGCAGAAGGCGAGGGAUAAGGCGGUUGAGGCCAAGAAUGCGGUGAAUGAGGCCAAGAGUGAGGUGGGCGCAAUCAAGCAAGCAACGGAGCAAUUCAAGGCUGUGGCUCAAUCGGCUUCAGAGGCGGCUACUGCGCUUAAUGCCGCAGUGAAGGACAAGACGGAUGGUGAGACGAAUAAUCUUGAUGGUGUGGCCGGCUUGGCUGAUACCGCAGUGAACACGACUAAGAAGUCUUACGAAGCAGUUGGUUUAAUUUGGCAAAAGGUAACGGACGCAGUGAA
Molecule: messenger RNA, 401 nt
Organism: Trypanosoma grayi
Lineage: Eukaryota; Euglenozoa; Kinetoplastea; Trypanosomatida; Trypanosomatidae
Exons: 1
Source: RefSeq, a predicted model, not a curated record